Messenger RNA from Nycticebus coucang (slow loris), 3645 nucleotides. RefSeq names its product mohawk homeobox (gene MKX). Gene Ontology annotation, cellular component: nucleus. Gene Ontology annotation, biological process: regulation of transcription by RNA polymerase II; cell development; muscle organ development. The coding region runs from base 196 to 1254 and encodes 352 amino acids. The transcript has 7 exons. NCBI's taxonomy places the organism in Eukaryota, Metazoa, Chordata, Mammalia, Primates, Lorisidae. Gene Ontology annotation, molecular function: RNA polymerase II cis-regulatory region sequence-specific DNA binding; DNA-binding transcription factor activity, RNA polymerase II-specific. The record is from RefSeq and is a predicted model, not a curated record.
GGUGAGCACGCUGGAGCCCGCGCGGAGAGCAUGCGGCGGGGAUGGGAGAGCGCCUAGCCUCGACGCGGGAUAGCCAGUCGCCUUGCAACCGGCCGCCGGCCCCGCCGCCACAGAACCCGAGCCCUGCUGCGGAGCUCCGGGCGGCCCGGCCCCGAGGCGCUGCGGCCGCCCCGCGCGUCCUUGCCAACCGGCACCAUGAACACUGUCGUCUUCAACAAGCUUAGCGGAGCCGUGCUUUUUGAGGACCGAGGCUCUCAGGAGCUGGAGCGGGGCGGCCGACCCUACGGUGGCGUCCUGGACAGUCCCCACACCCGCCCCGAGGUGGGCAUUCCCGACAGUCCGCCCCUCAAGGACAACCUCGGCCUGAGACACCGAAGGACUGGGGCCCGGCAGAAUGGCGGGAAGGUGAGGCACAAGCGACAGGCCCUGCAAGACAUGGCGCGGCCCCUCAAGCAGUGGCUUUACAAGCACCGUGACAAUCCGUACCCCACCAAGACCGAGAAGAUACUCUUGGCCCUCGGCUCGCAGAUGACACUAGUGCAGGUGUCAAAUUGGUUUGCUAACGCAAGACGUCGGCUUAAGAAUACUGUUCGACAGCCAGAUUUAAGCUGGGCUUUAAGAAUAAAGUUAUACAACAAGUACGUUCAAGGAAAUGCCGAGCGGCUGAGUGUAAGCAGCGAUGAUUCGUGUUCUGAAGAUGGAGAAAACCCUCCAAGAAACCACAUGAAUGGAGGGGGCUAUGAUACCCCAGUUCACCAUCCCGUGAUUAAAAGUGAGAGCUCAGUUAUAAAAUCUGGAGUGAGGCCAGAAUCACAGGCCAGUGAGGACUACGUGUCACCCCCAAAAUACAAGAGCAGCUUGUUGAACCGUUACCUUAACGACUCUUUGAGACACGUCAUGGCCACAAACACUGCCAUGAUGGGAAAAACGAGGCAAAGAAACCAUUCGGGAUCUUUUAGCUCCAACGAAUUUGAGGAGGAAUUGGUGUCUCCAUCAUCGUCAGAGACUGAAGGCAACUUUGUCUACCGCACAGACACGCUGGAUAAUGGAUCCCAUAAGGGUGACAGUGCAGCUAACAGAAAGGGCCCCAACAAGGAUGACACGUACUGGAAGGAGAUCAACGCAGCGAUGGCCUUAACAAAUCUUGCACAGGGGAAAGACAAACUCCAGGGAACCACCAGCUGCAUCAUUCAGAAGUCGUCCCAUAUAGCAGAGGUCAAGACUGUCAAGGUGCCACUGGUGCAGCCAUUUUAAGAGCUAGCUUGUUGCUUUUUAGCUCCAACUGACGUUCUUUUCAGUAGUUUUUUCAUUUGUUAACCUCAUCCUAAGAGCCGAAGCAUGGGUGAGAAUGAUUCCUUCUCCAACCUCCUCUUAUUCUGAAUUAUACUAAAUAGAUCACUUAGUUGCUUCUAUAAAAGACAUAUAAAUUAUAAAAAAAACUCACUUUAAUCAAGAUAUAUUAACUUAUUUUAUGUUACUCAAACUAUGCAUAAAAACGUCUGCAUUACCAUUACAGUAAGUGCCUUGCUUCCCCAAAACAAGCUCCAACGUGGGCAUAGUGGAACAGCUAUGCCUCAAAAUGCCAGCGCCAUAUGCUUAUUAGUCUGUGUUGCACCAUCCCCGACGGACUUAACCACCCCAGGACUGAAACAGAAUCGCUGAAAGCCCGUGAAAUAUAUGCAGUAACUCACAUGUUCAAACUUAGAAAUCUGUUUAGCCCAAGUGAAAUGCUCCUUUCAAAAAACUCCUACAGGACUGAACAUUGUUCAGUGUGCUUUUUGGAGUGCCAGUGGGAAUUUUAUGCAUGUAUCUUUGCCUGUAUAUCUGUUACAAACUUCGAAAACGAAAAGUACGGUGAUGCCCAUAAUGUGUACAUUUAAGAAGUGAUUCCUUCAGACUAAUUUAAGAUUGCAACGAACGCAUCGCCAGGAAAACUUUUUUCAAGCACUGCUAGAAAGCCGCCACCAUGCCCUUUAGAAUGAAUUUGGAUUACUUUUUUUUUUCAAGUUUUGCUGAAGUUCUUAAACACUUUAGUGCAUAAAUAACCCAGAAUGUUCCCGUGUGGAACUAAACCUGUACUUUACUUUUAAAACAUAAUUCUGUUUGCAUUUAGAGCUCAUUGGGGUUUUUUUUUUGUGUGUGUGUGUGAUGGAAAGUGUUUUCAUAUGGAAUGACUGAAAACCUUUUAUUUGGUUCAUCUCAAAUGACAAUGGUUGAUGGACAAUUUGUGUCUCAAGGAGAACAAGACAACGAAAGAAAUGUUAUCUCUGUGUGAUUAUACGUAUACACACAUAAAAUUGAUUUUUAGAUUUUAAAACUGGAAAACAAAACAUUGAACAGUCGAUCUGGAAACUAUUGUAAAACUUAAGUGAAAUCAUGCAUUAAAAGAACACAUUCUGUUUCUAAAUUAGACUACUAAUGAGUGAGAAUAAUCAAUAUCAAGGAAGAAUAUCUUUUUCAAUCAAAAAUAAUAUUCUAAUCAGCUUGCGAAGACUUGAAACUUGAAUAAACAGUGGAAAUGCCAAAUAUCACAGAGUGUAUGUGCUAUGGAGAAGGAAAAGGAUUGGAUUCUUCUCUGGUGGGAAUUUUUUUUCUGGGUAUGUAAUCUAUUUUGUUUUUUUUUUUGUUUGUUUGUUUGGGUUUUUUUUUCUUUUAACUGGAAAGCAUUUUUGUGAGCAUGAUGGAGGGCCAAUAGGGCAGCCACCUGGUGACAUUUUUCUUUCUUUUGCAAAAUGCUUUUAAAACCAAAGGCUGCUCUAAUUGAUGGUUAUCAGUCUUGCUAAAAAUUGUAGGACACUUUUUCAUGUAACAUAGCAUUCGGGGAUUGGGUUUAUUUAGUGUAAUGAAGAUAAUUUGCUAUGGAAUAUUUUGUGUGUACAUAUAUAUAUAUAUUUUUACUUUGUUUUCUAAAUUGCUGUUUGCAGUAAGCGCAAAGCAAGAUGUAUAAGUUAUGACUGUAUGAUCAGAUGAAGUAUGAGUGCUUUUGGUUUAGAUCCUAGUUAAGAGGCCCCUGACAAAAACUCUGGAAACUUUACAAAAAUGUUGCCAAAACGUGAGCACGUCAGUGAAAACUAAAAACACGUACUUCACUCUUUUUCAUACUAUGAUAAGUUAUUCUGGUAUUAAAUAUGUUAAUAAAAGUGUUUUUGUUUUGACAUAUUUCAGUUAGAUGAAUGAACUCUGGUUGUAUUUUAUUUGAAUUAGUCAUGAUUCAAUUUUGCCAUCUUUCUAUUUUAAAUCAGCAAAUAUCUUCUAUGUUAUUAACUAUAGGUGACAAGCCAACAUGGGUCAGCUAUUCACAUAAUUUUUUUUUUAAUUUCAAAGCUUGGAAGAUUUUAUAAUUAACAUGUCAAGAAGAUUUUAUAAUAAGCACAUCCUUGGCAAAAUCUUCAGUGGCAAUUACUUUUAAUUUAUUUUUUUUUCUUUUGCUGCUUUAACAUUUGCUGGAUAGUCAAGUCCUCCCCAUCCUUUCAAAGAAUCUUGAACAAUGCUGAGCCAGCAGCUGAGAAUCUAACUCAUAAUUUAUGUUGUAGAGAAAUAGAAUUACCUCUAUUCUUUGUUUUGCCAUAUGUAAUCAUUUUAAUAAAAUUAAUAACUGCCAGGAGUUCUUGACAGCUUUAAAAUAAAAGUUAAUUUCUAGACCUC